Messenger RNA from Thunnus maccoyii (southern bluefin tuna), 2236 nucleotides. RefSeq names its product basic helix-loop-helix family, member e41 (gene bhlhe41). The transcript is spliced from 5 exons. Gene Ontology annotation, cellular component: nucleus. Bases 355 to 1647 code for a protein of 430 amino acids. Gene Ontology annotation, molecular function: protein dimerization activity; RNA polymerase II cis-regulatory region sequence-specific DNA binding; DNA-binding transcription factor activity, RNA polymerase II-specific. The record is from RefSeq and is a predicted model, not a curated record. Gene Ontology annotation, biological process: anterior/posterior pattern specification; circadian regulation of gene expression; regulation of transcription by RNA polymerase II. NCBI's taxonomy places the organism in Eukaryota, Metazoa, Chordata, Actinopteri, Scombriformes, Scombridae.
GUGCGCAGGCAUCACGUUUCAUCAACCAGGUCAAACUGGUUAACACUACUUCGCUAUAGGAGCGCCGACGAUAUAACACAGAGAAGGUCUAAUUACCGGACUUUGUGCUGGUGCAGACUACACGUGAGUCGGAAGCUGUUCCCUACCGGAGGCGCGCGUGCGCUCUCACCACAGCACCGACGGCUUUGCAAAGUGGCAGCUCAGGGAACUAUAGACAUCAGUCUGAAGCGCAGCUCCACUGGAGGACACGCACUGUGCAUCAUCUCCCUCAGCCAGCCGUGCCUGUGUGGCUCGUGGAAUAAACAAACAUUCCCCGAAGAAGCUCAGGAGCGAAUAACCAGCAGCAGAGAAGUGAUGGAUGAAAGAAUACCGCAUUUACAGGACAGGCAGUUUAUGGAGCACGCAGAUUUCUUGGGGGUGGACUACCCCUCUCUCUACAUGUGCAAAUCCAAAAGAGGAAUCAAACGAGAAGAUGGUGGGAAGGACGCAUACAAGUUACCCCACCGGUUGAUAGAGAAGAAGAGAAGAGACCGAAUCAACGAAUGUAUUGGCCAGCUGAAGGAUUUGUUACCCGAACAUCUGAAGCUAUCGACGCUCGGGCAUUUGGAGAAAGCGGUUGUCCUGGAGUUAACAUUGAAGCAUUUAAACGCACUGACUGCUGUCACCGAGCAGCAGCACCAAAAGAUUAUUGCUUUGCAGAAUGGGGACCGGUCGAUGAAAUCUUCCAUUCAUGCAGAUCUGGACGCGUUCCACUCUGGGUUCCAGGCCUGUGCCAAAGAGGUCCUGCAGUACCUGAGCCAAUUUGAGAACUGGACGACACGAGAGCAGAGGUGCGCGCAGCUCAUCAACCACCUUCACAAGGUGCUGGCGCAGUUCCAGCCCGGCGCGCUGCCGCUCCAGCACCAGCUACCCACCGGGGACGCACAGGAUGGGCAGAAAACCGACAGCCAAGCCAACUGUGUCCCGGUCAUCCAGAGGACCCAAGGCGGGGAGCUUAACGAGAAUGACACAGACACGGACAGUGGAUACGGGGGCGAGGCUGAAAAGAGCGAUGGCAAAGAGAAAGAAUGUGAGCGCAAUACGACGCAGGGACCCAAGGCAGUGAAGAUCAAGCAGGAGUUUGGAGAUGAACGCGCUGCCAAAAAACCAAAGAUGAACUGGUCGGGGAACGGGUUAGGGGGCGCGGACCCCACCAGGCCUGAUGUGGCGCUUAUGAACUCUCUGAUGGGAAUAACCAGUGUGGGACAGCAGACACCCAUUUGCAUGCCUUUCUACUUCAUCAACCCCUCAGCCGCAGCGUCUUAUAUGCCUUUUUUCGAUAAGAGCAACAUUGAAAAGUACAUGUACCCAGCUGCGGCCGCUCUUGCAUCCCCUUUCCCCUGGUUAUACCCCGCACACGCGUCAGCAGCGGCGGCCGCGGCUGCAGCUGCCGCUUUCCCCGGUUUGUCUGCGCACUUUGGAGCCUCUGCUCAGCCCAAGGACUCCCUCUCUCCAGACAGCGACGGGUCACGCGAGGCUGAGACAGGCUCACCUGAGGAGCGCGAGGAAAGUCCCGCGAGUGACGACGGUAACGAUGACGUAGCUGACAUGUCCCAGGAGGGCAAGAAUAGUCCACACAAUCAGUUCUCUGCUUGUCCAACGAGCUAACGUGUCUGUGUUACCUUUCCGUGCAUUCUGCUGAGGAGUUUAUGUAUUUUUUUUUUUUUUUAAAUUAGGCUAGUUUUAAAACGAGGUUUCACAGAAGAGUUUCUCAUGUAUAAUAACAUCUUGGCGAAACGGGGCAGUUGUGACGGCGUGUGCCUUUUGCACUUAUGCUAGAUUAAUCAAUCUGAAUGAUUAUCGACAAUGAUUGACACUAAUACACGGCUGUGUUGUGCUGGAGAUAGUUUUUUAUCCUCUUUGAUAAAAUAUUUUCAAACGGCAGCAUUGGUGCCAAAACUUUGAGUACUACAACAGUGCGCAAUAUCCCAAUCAGCGAGUCUCUCUGGAUGUAUGAAGCUGCAACUGACCUCUGCCAAGGUUAUUAACAGCUUGGCUGACUCUGACUGUAAAUAUUAUUACCUGGAAGAUUCAUUACUAUGUAGAUGUGCACUAAAUGGGCCUAUAAAAGAAGUGCUCCUGGGAGUGUACACCUACAGUACCUCAUCCCCAACUUUGACUGGGGUAAGCUUAUUGGGAGGCACAUUAACCUACUGUCCCUCCUGAGAGGAAAUAAAUUGUACCCCCCACCCCUACC